Leptosia nina is the source of this 336-nucleotide messenger RNA. NCBI's taxonomy places the organism in Eukaryota, Metazoa, Arthropoda, Insecta, Lepidoptera, Pieridae. The record is from the annotation of a GenBank genome assembly.
AUGCCUUACAUCAAUGAGUUCGUCUUGGUCUUCAUCCACAUUGCUCUGUCACUACUAGAAGCAGCUAACGCGUGCAACAGGGACAGAAAGCAUUGCUGUCAGAGGGAUUGUAGACCUUGCAAUCAAUUUGGCGGACCUAAAGUUAGGCCUCAGACAACGUUGAAGGCAAUGUUCAUCUUAGUGGUCCUCCUAAUGUGGACUGCGGUGUUCUGCUGCAAACGCAAGUCCCCUUGUCCAAAAUACUGUAUCCCUUGCAAGUAUAAGGGACCCAUUAUAGAAGUGUUAUACCCUAAGCAGGGUAACAAAACUAUCCUCUUGUCGCCAGUAGAAGAGUGA